Polypterus senegalus (gray bichir) is the source of this 3300-nucleotide messenger RNA. It is a transcript of the gene klhl11, whose product is annotated as kelch-like family member 11. Gene Ontology annotation, molecular function: protein binding. The coding region runs from base 33 to 2051 and encodes 672 amino acids. NCBI's taxonomy places the organism in Eukaryota, Metazoa, Chordata, Cladistia, Polypteriformes, Polypteridae. The record is from RefSeq and is a predicted model, not a curated record. The transcript is spliced from 2 exons.
CAGUCCGCCCAUUCCUACACGGCCGGUCCGAGAUGGCGGCGGCUGCGCCGCUUCCUGAGGAGGCGAGUCGCACUACCGGUGGGGGCAGUGCCCUGUCUGCGGAUGGCGACACGGAGGACGCUGAAGACUUCAGCUCAUCGUCUUACUGCACCGAGUUGUCGCGGCGACAGAAUGCGCAGAGGCGCAAGGGACUCUUCUGCGACGUGACCCUGGCGUUCAUCGGCGGAGCGCACUGCUGUGAGUUCCCAGCGCAUCGCUCCGUCCUCGCUGCCGCCACUGACUACUUCACGCCGCUGCUCAGCGGGCCCUUCUCCGAAUCGAUGUCGAGCAGGGUGGAAAUGAAAGAAUGGAGCUCGGAGCUUGGGCUAGACUCGGACACCGUGGAGGGAGUCAUCCAGUACAUGUACACCGGGGAGAUCCGGGUGAGCACCUGUAACGUGCAUGAGGUGCUGGAGCUGGCGGACAGGUUCCUGCUGCUGCAGCUGAAGGAGUUUUGUGGAGAGUUUCUAAAGAAGAAACUUAAUUUAACAAACUGCGUGGCUGUCCACAGCCUGGCCCAUAUGUAUUCCUUGGACCAGCUGGCUCUUAAGGCCGCUGACAUGAUCCGGCGCAACUUCAACAAGGUCAUCCAGGAUGAUGAGUUUUAUGCUUUACCUUUCCAUCUGUUCCGAGAUUGGCUGUCAGAUGCAGAGAUUACCGUGGACUCUGAGGAGGUGCUUUUUGAGGCAAUAGGCAAGUGGAUUCGCAAAAACCCCGGAGAUCGUGAAAAAUAUUUUGAAGAGCUGUUCAGGCUGUUGCGUCUUCCUCAGAUUAAAGCAAGCUACCUAACCCGUGUGCUUAAGUGUGAUAAGAUGGUGGCUGAGAAUGAGGCCUGCAUGAAACUGGUCACAGAGGCAGUAGAAGGUCACGCUAUCCGCUUCGAGAACAUUAAGGCUGCAGACUUGGAGUACUGGGCCUCCUAUAUGGCUUCUUUUCAGCCACGGUUUGGCCAGAACAUGGAUGUGAUCAUUGUGGUUGGGGGGGUUUCAGAAGGCGGUGACUACCUAAGUGAAUGUGUUGGCUACUUUUUAGAUGAAGACCGUUGGGUCAACCUGCCCCACAUCCACAACCAUCUAGAUGGACAUGCAAUUGCCAGCACUGAGUCUCAUGUUUACGUAGCUGGUUCAAUGGAGCCUGGCUUUGCCAAAACUGUUGAGCGCUACAAUCCGAAUCGCAACACGUGGGAGCAAGUGAACAACCUUAUCACACGCAAGCAUUCCUUUGGACUCGCCUGCGUCCGAGAGAUUCUCUUCAGCAUAGGGGGGCACGGCAAUUUCAGUCCUGGUUUCAAAGAUGUCAGCGUGUAUGAACCAGAUCAGGACAAAUGGCACAACCUGGAGUCGGCCCCCAAAAUUUUAAGAGAUGUUAAGGCAAUAAGUGUUGAGGACCGUUAUGUGUACAUCACUGCCCGCACUCCUGUGGACACUGACAAUGAGGAUGGCCUGAAAAACAUCACCACCAGGUAUGACACGGAGCUGCGGCAGUGGCAGGAGGUGGAGUCCCUUCCACUCAUCGACAACUAUUGCAUAUUCCAAAUGGCAGUGGCCACUACCAACUUUUACCACACUGCUUCCUGCUGUCCCAAGAAGUAUGAUGUCCGAGACGAGGCUAUCAAGCACAAGAUCACUAGCAGGACAUCAGAUGAAAUCCUGGAGAGCCUUCCUCCUGAAGUAACUAGCAUUGAAGGAGCAGCCAUCUGCUAUUUCAAAGAUGACGUUUUCAUCAUUGGUGGAUGGAAGAACAGUGACGAUGUGGACAAGCAAUACCGCAAAGAGGCAUAUCGCUAUUGUGCCGAGAAGAAGCGCUGGAUGCUUCUGCCACCUAUGCCUCAACCCCGAUGCAGAGCCGCUGCCUGCCACGUGCGUAUCCCUUACAGAUACCUUUAUGGAUCCCAGAGGUACCCCAUGCCACAGAACUUGGCACGGCAGCGGGAUCGCAUGCAACAGAUGCAGCAGUUGCACCGGCGUACACUGACCUUGCGGAAGCAGCUGCAGUCUCAGAUUGAAUGCUAGAAGGGCGACUAGAUUGUGCACCUCUAGUGGCACCUCGUGUGUUUGAUUUUUUUUUUUUUUUGGUAAACCUUAAAAGUACUUUCCAUUCAGCUUUUAUCUGUGGUGCCAUCUUAAAGAACUAGUGCUGCCCUAGGCCCGAAUGACACUAGUAAUGCUGGUGAAUACGGAGCAUGUCGUUGGGCAGGCCAAUGAUUGCACUUGAUGCAUGGCUCCAUUCCUGUGCACCGUAAUUCACACAUUGUAGCUCAUAUUGACCUUUCUCUUGUUAAGACAAGAUAACUCUGGACGGGAAGCCAAGCCUACAGAACUUUGAGAAGAACUUUACAAGAUUUAGUGGUUCAUAUAUUUGCUUUUGGAUGUGCUGUAGCCAAGGUUCAGCAUACGUCAGUGAACCUUUUUUGAUGGCCUCGCUCUUCUUUAUCACCGCUUCUUGUCACACAUUCCUUUUCUAUUGAGUUGGCAGCUGUUGUAACAUUUUUAGGAGAUCCUGCUCUUAUUCCAAGCAACCAAUGCUAAAAUAAGUGCACUUUUACCUUGAUGGCUGAGCAUGUAAUGCCAGUAUUACUGAUGCGAGUUUUCAAAAGUUCCUUGAAGUGUAAUAUGAGGAAGGACACCCUUCAAGAUCUCAUUUGUGGGACUGUGUGAGCUUGGACCAAGCGUGUAGGCUCUGCCUAGCAUUGUAAGGUGAACGAGACCAACCGUGACUCUUGACAUUCGCUCAUGACGGUGCCAGAAGAGAUGACGUACCUCAUGGCUCCGCUGCUUGUCUGUCUGAGUUGCACUUCUCACCUCUCCCUCCUUUGUACUCCACUGCUUGUCAGAUACGUGACUUGACAUCCACUCCAUUUCUGCAGUACCGCUGCUGUCAGCAAACAGGUAGAUGAGGUCAGACAUGGCACUUCUCACAUGCUUAAUUGAGCUACUUGUUUCCUGGCUUGUGAGCUUUUAAACAUGAAUUAUCUAGAUACUGUAUAUUCUAAGAAUUGUUUCAUAUUUCUACUAAACAAACUGGCUAUGAUUGAAACGUUCUCAUAUAAAUUGGUAUUUUUAGAUUGCUUGUUCUUAAAUUAAGAUGCAUUAUAAGUUAUUUUCUGUGCUUUACUCAUCCUUGAGCACACGAUGAAGUGGCUACAUGAUAUUUACAGACCAAAAAAAACAAAGCAGAUGUGAUUAGUGAAGUACACAAGCCCCAUAUUGGUAGGAGAACCUGUCUUACCCAAUAAAGUUACAAAGUUAUUUGAAACCUAAA